Penicillium daleae is the source of this 345-nucleotide messenger RNA. RefSeq names its product NADH dehydrogenase [ubiquinone] 1 beta subcomplex subunit 9. Lineage: Eukaryota; Fungi; Ascomycota; Eurotiomycetes; Eurotiales; Aspergillaceae. The transcript has 3 exons. Gene Ontology annotation, biological process: mitochondrial electron transport, NADH to ubiquinone. The record is from RefSeq and is a predicted model, not a curated record. Bases 1 to 345 code for a protein of 114 amino acids.
AUGUCCACCUCCACUGUGACGUCGCUCUACCGGCGGUCCCUGAAGCUGUCGCUGGAUUGGGCUGUCCAGCGAUCCAUCUGGCGCGGACAGGCCGUCUACAUUCGCUCCCUCUUCGAUGCCAACAAGGAUGUCCGUGAUCCUCGCCAGCAACAGAUCCUGCUGCGCGAGACGGAGAAGCUGCUGAAUGAGUGGAAGCACCCUGACCCCUACCGGGCUCCCACGGCCCCGGGUGGUACGUGUCGACUGUUUGAUAUUGGCUUGUCGCGUGUACAACUAACCGUCAUGAUAGGAAACAAAUGGGAGCGCAACAUUCCUGCUCCAAUUCUCCCUUGUAUGUUCAAUUGA